GUCAUUCAGUCCCAUUCUCAUUCACUCCGUCGGCGUGCGUUUGUGGGGACGGGCAGUUGGAGUUAAGGAGUUGCCGGGCAAUAGUGCACCACAAACGUUUGUUCGGGAGAGGGACUUCGCAGCAAAUUACAACACAUAAAAGAAAAAGGAUCCCCGGCGACGACUUUCUUCUAAUACUUCACUGCGACGUCUGUAUUGGCUUACUCUAGAAUACUUGCACGGAAUCAAUGUGGUCUUAGCUGGCUAAUAAGCGAGAUAGGUUAGCCGGCUAUUUGCUAACGACAUCCUCCCUCCUCGUCAUAGCAUCAUAACGUUAGCUUGCUAGCGUACCAGCGUGAAAUUUGCUCUUGAAGCGACAUCAACUUGACAGCCCCGUGUUGCUCCUAAGCGCAGUACCUUGCUUGAGCAAGAUAUCAAGCUAGUGAGGCUAAUUAAGUAGCCAGCCAACGUUUUGAAGUAGACUGCUGGGGGUCGGAUCUUCGUUUCAACGUUACCCGUUGGUAUCAACAUCCAACUCCCAACACCUUCACCAUUGCCCCUCUCCCACCACCCGAAACACUGGAAAUCCACAAGCGGCCGGAGAGCGGCGACGGGCCAGCGAAGCUGGGGGUGGUACCGGACGCACACGGAGUCUUAGCGGCUUCAGAUAAGCAUAGUCGUGGGGAUCUACCGACGACUAUGGACGGGCUGGCGGUGGAAGUUCGCGGCUCGAAUGGGGCCUUUUACAAGGGCUUCAUCAAGGAUGUCCAUGAAGACUCCCUCACAAUAGUAUUUGAAAACAACUGGCAGCCAGAGAGACAGCUGCCCUUCAGUGACGUUCGUCUACCUCCCCCAGCAGACUACCACAAGGACAUCGGCGAGGGAGAGGAGGUGGAGGUGUACUCGCGGGCCAAUGAGCAGGAGCCGUGUGGCUGGUGGCUGGCCCGGGUCCGAAUGAUGAAGGGAGAGGUGAGUCAGGGACUGUUCUACGUGAUUGAGUACGCCGCGUGCGACGCCACAUACAACGAGAUCGUCACGUCGGAGCGCAUCCGGCCCGUCAACCCCAACAGCCCCUCCUCCCGGACCUCCUUCCACAAAGUCCCCAUCGGCAUCCCCGAGGACCUCCAAGACAUCUGCGCCAACGACAACAUCCACAAAGAGUUCAGGAAAGCCAUCGGAGCCAACUGCAUCUUCUACAGCGCCGACUCCCACGAGCUCAUCGUGCUGUCGACGAACGAGACCAGCGUCAAGCGCGCCGCCCUUCUGAGCGACAUGCACUUCCGGAGCAUCCGCACCAAGCUCAUGCUCAUGUCCCGCAACGAGGAGGCCACCAAGCAUCUGGAGACCAGUAAGCAGCUGGCGUCGGCCUACCAGGAGGAGGUGCGCGUGCGGGAGGACCUUAUGGGGCUGGCCAUCGGCUCACACGGCGCCAACAUCCAGCAGGCACGCAAGGUGUCCGGCGUCACUGCCAUCGAGCUGGAGGAGGAGAGCUGCACCUUCAGAAUCUACGGAGAGACCCCAGAAGCAGUGAAGCAGGCCAGGGUCUACCUGGAGUUCAAAGAAGACUUCUUCCAGGUCCCCAGGAACCUCGUAGGCAAGGUCAUCGGCAAAAACGGCAAGGUGAUCCAGGAGAUCGUGGACAAGUCUGGCGUGGUGCGGGUGCGCAUCGAAGGGGACAACGACAAAAAGCUUCCGCGGGAGGAGGUAGGCAGGCAGGGGGCAGGCAGAGACCACACUGCCGCUGGCAACAAAGAGGGCAUGGUCCCCUUUGUGUUUGUGGGAACCAAGGAGAACAUCAGCAAUGCCCAGGCCCUCCUGGAGUACCACGUGGCCUACCUACAGGAAGUGGAGCAGCUCCGCCUGGAGCGCCUCCAGAUAGACGAGCAGCUGCGUCAGAUCGGCGUGGGCUACCGCGCCGCGCCCGCUCGCACCGGGGGCCCGGGCGGCGACCGGGAGAAGGGCUACCUGACGGACGAGAGCAGCAACUCCCUCCACACUUCCCGCACCUACGGGGGCCGCGGCCGGGGCCGCAGGCCCUCCAACUCCCAGUACUCCGGAUACGGCACCAACUCUGAGCUGUCCAACGCUUCCGAGUCAGAAGAGGUGUCGGAGCGCGACCAGCGUCCCCGCGGCGUGGGAGGGGACGACAGGGGCUCCCGUCGCGGUGGCAGGGGGCGGGGCACCAACACGGGGCGUGGCCGAGGAGGCCCCAGCUCUAGGCCUACCAACUCCAUCAGCUCAGUCUUGAAAGAUCCCGACAGUAACCCCUUCUCCCUGCUGGAGGGGGAGGGCGAGCUGGCCGGAGACACGGACGCCAGCGAGGGCGGGGUUCCCGGCGACCGCCGGAGACGCUCACGCCGUCGCCGUAACGACCAGGAGCCCAGUGUGAUGGACGCCGCCGCCAACGAGUCGGACGGCCAGGCCGGCCCCAACGAGAACGGGCUUGACGAAGAGGGACGCCCACAGCGCCGCAACAGGAGCCGCCGCCGCCGUAACCGCGGCAACCGCCCCGAGGGCGGCUCGGCCAGCCGCGACAGACAGCCAGCCGAGAGCGUGACCGUGGCAGACUACAUCUCCAGGGCAGAGUCCCAGAGCAGACAGACCCUGCCCCAGAAGGACACACCCGCUGCACCCGAGCCCAAGGAAAACGGCAGCAGCACCAAGAGGGAGGAGCGCACGCCCGCCAAGCGUUCCCCUAGCAACGGCAUGGCCACGCCCAGCGAGACCCUGACCCUGGUCAACGGCGUCUCGUAGAGCGUCUGGACACGCCCCCUAACGACCCACCACCAUGUCUAGAGCAAGACUUCAUGGCAAACUCUGUCCCUGCUUGCAUUAACUUAAAAACCUUUAAAACAGGAUGAGUGAAAAAUACCUGACAAAAUACCUGAAAUUCAUACUUACGAGAGUGGGGGGAAAGUACAAAAAAAUGACAAGCAUCUACUUAAAACACACGUUAACGGUGUAUGUAUCCUAUCUAUCAGUGCUUAGUGCUUAUUUAAAAUAAAAUAAAAAGUAAAAAAGAAAA
Osmerus eperlanus (European smelt) is the source of this 3004-nucleotide messenger RNA. It is a transcript of the gene fxr2, whose product is annotated as FMR1 autosomal homolog 2. The coding region runs from base 679 to 2733 and encodes 684 amino acids. The transcript has 17 exons. Gene Ontology annotation, biological process: positive regulation of protein phosphorylation; regulation of alternative mRNA splicing, via spliceosome; regulation of filopodium assembly. Gene Ontology annotation, cellular component: presynapse; dendritic spine neck; dendritic spine. Gene Ontology annotation, molecular function: translation regulator activity; protein homodimerization activity; mRNA 3'-UTR binding. Lineage: Eukaryota; Metazoa; Chordata; Actinopteri; Osmeriformes; Osmeridae. The record is from RefSeq and is a predicted model, not a curated record.